CAUCUUUUUAAUCCAAAAAGCAAAUGACGACAAACAAUCUUCUAUUUUUUUUUCAACCAGAGGGAGUAAGAAAAUACUUUUACCUCUCCAUUAUUGACAGCAAGUCAAAUCUCUAAUCUCUAAUCUCUAAUCUCUAAUCUCGGUAGUGUAUAAAGCAUAAGAGUGGCAAAGUAGACAUGAGGUAAAUUGUUGCAAACCUUCAGAGAAAUCAGAUAUGGCCAUGAAGCGGCUACCUACUUCUGUAAUUAGGGCUUUAGCUUCUUCGUCGACGGUAUUCACAAGACAAGCGCAUGCUUCUUCUGGAGGCAAAAAGAUUGUUGGGGUGUUUUACAAGGCCAACGAAUAUGCUUCAAAGAAUCCUAACUUUUUAGGUUGUGUGGAGAAUGCUUUGGGCAUUCGUAACUGGCUGGAAUCACAAGGUCAUCAGUAUAUUGUUACUGAUGACAAAGAAGGGCCACACUGUGAACUUGAGAAGCAUCUUCCUGAUUUGCAUGUUCUCAUAACAACCCCCUUCCACCCUGCUUAUGUUACAGCAGAAAGGAUCAAGAAAGCCAAAAAUCUGCAACUUCUUCUCACUGCUGGAAUUGGUUCUGACCAUAUUGAUCUGAAUGCUGCUGCCACUGCUGGUUUAACUGUUGCAGAGGUCACUGGAAGCAAUGUAGUCUCAGUUGCAGAAGAUGAGCUCAUGAGAAUCCUUAUUCUUCUCCGUAAUUUCGUACCUGGAUACCACCAAAUUGUCAAUGGGGAAUGGAAUGUUGCCGGUGUUUCCUAUAGAGCUUACGAUCUUGAAGGGAAGACAGUUGGAACUGUCGGUUGUGGACGAAUUGGCAGGCUUUUACUCCAACGGUUGAAACCUUUUAAUUGUAAUCUCCUCUAUCAUGACCGGCUGAAAAUGGAUCCAGAAUUGGAGAAACAGAUAGGGGCAACAUUUGAGGAGGAUGUUGACAAAAUGCUUCCCAAAUGUGAUGUAAUUGUCAUCAAUGUGCCUCUUACAGAGAAAACGAGAGGAAUGUUUGACAAAAAUAGGAUUGCGAAGUUGAAGAAGGGAGUUGUGAUUGUUAACAAUGCUCGAGGAGCAAUCAUGGAUACUCAAGCAGUUGUUGAUGCCUGCUCAAGUGGACAUAUUGGGGGAUAUAGUGGUGAUGUCUGGAAUCCACAACCAGCUCCAAAGGACCACCCAUGGCGUUACAUGCCAAAUCAUGCUAUGACACCACAUAUUUCGGGUACAACUAUUGAUGCACAGCUGCGAUACGCUGCUGGAACUAAGGAUAUGCUUGAGAGGUACUUCAAGGGACAAGAAUUUCCUGAACAAAAUUACAUAGUCAAGGCAGGUGAAUUGGCACCCCAGUAUCGUUAAGUCCAGGCUUCUUGUACAUGCAGUAUCUGAAGGUUUAACAUUGGCAGUGUUGUCUAUCAGCAGGCUCCCCCUGAAAUAAUGUGCCUGUGCAUUUGUCUUUUGUUUCGUUCUUAAGUAAUAAUCCUUUGUAAUCUGAAUUUUGUGAUGCUUGUUGAACUUGUGCUUUAUGAUGUAUGAAUAAAAUCACAACCGAAUUUAGCAAUA
This is a messenger RNA of Mangifera indica (mango), 1561 nucleotides long. RefSeq names its product formate dehydrogenase, mitochondrial-like. The record is from RefSeq and is a predicted model, not a curated record. The coding region runs from base 215 to 1357 and encodes 380 amino acids. Gene Ontology annotation, cellular component: mitochondrion; chloroplast. NCBI's taxonomy places the organism in Eukaryota, Viridiplantae, Streptophyta, Magnoliopsida, Sapindales, Anacardiaceae. Gene Ontology annotation, molecular function: NAD binding; formate dehydrogenase (NAD+) activity; oxidoreductase activity, acting on the CH-OH group of donors, NAD or NADP as acceptor. The transcript has 6 exons.